GCCUAGAUGAUAAUGAAGGAAGUAGCAGCGAUACAGCUCCCCUUUUUCAAAUGGCGGGUGAUGGCAAGAAUACAGACGACAUCACUAUCCCCAUGCUGUUUCUCUUCAACAAGGAAGGAAAUAUUAUCCUUGAUGCCCUUCAGUCGUAUGAAAGUGUAGAAGUGCUGCUUUCAGAUAAAGCGAAAGACAGAGCAACUAUAUUUAAAGAUAAAACGAUUCCAAACUACAUUAUUGAUAGCAAUUUGGAAAUGGAAGCCGUGGAUCAGAUGUCAUCUGAUAAUGAUUCUCACAAUCAGAAAAUGGAAGAGAUUUCAGCAGAUUUGAACUUGGUCUCUCAAGAAUCUGAAGAAGAAGUUGGUACGAGCUCAUUUGCAGAAUCGGACAGCAAUAGUUUUUCUCAAACAAACCAAGAUUCUUGUACCCCUGAAUUCCAGCAAGCUAGCAGUAGCAGUCAAGCAGCAGAAGAGGAUAAUAAUCAUCCUGAGGAACAGUCAAAGAUUGAGACAGAUUCCAGUCCCAGUAAUAACUGGAGUAAUAAAGACCAAUCUAUGGAAUCGAUACUAGCUGAUUGGAAUGAAGACAUAGAAGCAUUUGAAAUGAUGGAAAAAGAUGAACUAUAACUUCAAAAUACUUUGCCUGGGAACUUACCAAGGAGAUAAUGGCCCUGAUAUCUGAAAUUCAAAAAGAAUUGUUCAGUAUUGUGACAAGUAGCCAGGUUUUUAUUGGCAAAAGCCAGCAUGUGUUAUAAUUUGAACUGUUUUUUUUGUUUUUUUGUUUACCUUGUUUUUAAAAAAUGGGAAUGUGCAAUCGACCCAUUUGCAGAGUUCCUUUGCAUGGUGCUGUAAUGCAGAAGGUUCAUUCAGGGAAUGAUAUGAAUUCUUCCUGUGUUCCAGAUUGUUGUGGGUUAGUUUAGCAUAAUCUUUGGGAGGCAAAGACAGUGGGAAUUCAUGCACCAGUGAGCCUGAAUGGCCAGCUGUAGCUUUUACAUCUUGGCCCAUAAAGGCCACGAAUGGCAGGUGUGACAAUGCUGUUUUUGAGGGUAAAUAUUGUAUCUCAAAGUCUUUUUGGAGACUUGGUGGGAAAUAGUUUGCCGUGCCUUUAGGAUGAAGGCGAAGCAGUGGGCAGCUGUGAUUGUUUUUGUGCCACUUAAUGUAGUAAGUGUGCUGUACCUCCUUAUCACUUCUUCCAUUUUAUCACUUCGGAGAAUGACCGAUUCACUUGGAUGUUAUUCUUUGUUCUUAAUUCAAGACAAGAUAGUUUAUAAACCAAAGGCAAUGUGUUCUGUUAACAAAAAAAUGAAGAAGAAAAACUGGAUAAUCCUUAAAAGUGGUUUAUGGAUAAUGGGACAAAAGCUCUCUACACUCCCAUCCCUUUGGUUUUGAAAUGUUGUGCAUUAAAUGGCAAGUUCAGAAUGAGCCAAACUUAGUAUCCUUCCCAAUCUCUGGAAAAGGUACGGAAUCAUCUUGCAUUAGGAUUUAAUUUAUUCUGCGUUUGUUUUUUUUAAAAUAAUUAAGUGGGCCUUACAUCAAAACCAUCCUGUUCUGUGCGUAUCUUAAAAUCUGUGUGUUUUAAACGUGGUCAGUAUCUCAACAAGAAAUAAGGCAUCCUUAGCAUAAUAGGAAGCCAAACAAAAAUUAGUAUCAUGUCUAGUUGAGGGGUAUGCAAAAUACGUUGAAUUUGAAAUCUUUCGACUUCAAAUUGGGGGGUGAACUCUGCUUAUUGGCACAGAUGCCUUCCUGAUCAGGGUCCACAGCAGGUAUUUUGUGUUUUUUCACUUCUGGAAAAGACCUGUUCAAACUUGGAACCGAGCAGUUUGAACUCAGCAUGUUUUGAGUUCAGAACAUUUGGCAUGUCGCUAGUAUAGAUUUUUUUUUCCAACUGUAGCAGAAAUAUUUCACAGCAAUCAUGUUUCACAGAUGUCUUAAGUUUAUAUUUAGUUUCCUUUUUUAAAAAAACCCAGUGUAGCAAACAAGGCAAAAAGACUGUCUAAUAUAGGUUUUUUUGUUUUCAUUUUUUUUUUACUUUUAGGAAGCGAAAAGUCAAA
Molecule: messenger RNA, 2044 nt
Organism: Thamnophis sirtalis
Lineage: Eukaryota; Metazoa; Chordata; Lepidosauria; Squamata; Natricidae
Source: RefSeq, a predicted model, not a curated record